CGAAAGUCCAGCUGCCCGCUUGUAACCAAACUACAACUCCCAGUAGGCAACAGGGAGGCGUUCGGGGACCUGGAAUAUGGCGGCCGCAGUUGUGGCUGCGCUGAGAGGCCCGGGGCUGAAGGGUGUCCCUAUACUCAGGGCACUCCUCCAGGGAGCUUUCUCCUGUAGAGUCCGGCUGCAGCACAGCCGCAGCCCACUGCAGACCAAGCACGAGCCAGGGCCCUGGCCCCCAGGCCUCGAGUACAUCCCCAAGAAGAAGGCCAAGAACCCCAUGAAGGCUGUGGGGCUGGCAUGGGCCAUCGGCUUUCCUUGUGGGAUCCUCCUCUUCCUCUUCACUAAGCGAGAAGUGGACAAAAACCGUUUGAAGCAGAUGAAAGCCCUGCAGAACAUGCGGACUGCUAACAGCGGGGAGUAUGAGAGGCAGAGGUUCAAGUACUCAGCCUCAGAGAAUUUCACUCCUCAGACUGGGGCUGGGGUGAAGUCCUGAGAUACAGCACCUGGAGCCCUGGCAAGGAUGACAAACUGAUGAACAGAGGACCUGAAGUCCCAGGCUCUGCUCUGUUGUGGUCAUCCCUGGUGUUCCACCAGGGGGCAUCUGGAACCAGGUUCAUCAGGCAGGCUCCACCCUCCUGAGUGAUGUAUAAAGAAGGCCAAUAAAGUCACUAUUUUGCCCUGAAAA
Messenger RNA from Monodelphis domestica (gray short-tailed opossum), 679 nucleotides. RefSeq names its product putative thioesterase PNKD. Lineage: Eukaryota; Metazoa; Chordata; Mammalia; Didelphimorphia; Didelphidae. The record is from RefSeq and is a predicted model, not a curated record.